Messenger RNA from Mycena citricolor, 4402 nucleotides. NCBI's taxonomy places the organism in Eukaryota, Fungi, Basidiomycota, Agaricomycetes, Agaricales, Mycenaceae. The record is from the annotation of a GenBank genome assembly.
CGCCUCUGCCAUUGCAUCCGACGUCCGAUAGCUCGCACCGUUUCCUCAAUGGAUUUCACUGAAGUGUACAAACACUCUGGCGCCAACGUGUCUUUCAGUCAUGGAUCCCACCUCAUACUUACCGCUGUCCAUGAUCGACUCGUACUCCGACGCGCGGACACUUUCCAGAUCAUGCGAACAUGGCGGAUCGACGCGUCCCCAACUCCAACCCACCUCCUGACCGCUGCAGUCAGGCCAAAGAACAGCUCACAGGAGCACCUCAUAUCUCACAUCGGAUGGUCGUGUGAUUCUGAAUACGUGCUGGCGGCUUCCGCGAAACUGGGAGCCGUUCAGAUCUUCAAAGUACAAGAUCCUGAGUGGUCGGCGCGGAUCGAAUGCGGUGCUGAAGGUGCGCAGAUAUUUAUAGGACGGCACAGUGGACGGCAUUGAGAACAGCAUGGAGGCCUUGUCAAGGCACAAUGGGCUCCCGAUGGCCGCACGGUGCUGUGCUUCUCUCAAUGGGGGGUGAGUUCGCAUUGACUCCGCGCGACAGGAGUUGUGAUGUUCGUCUCUAGCUCAGAGUGACUGUGUGGUCCUUAGUGUCGGGGACCGCAAUAUACAUCCAAUUCCCGCUCCAUCCAGACACGGGCUACGCGUUCAGAGCUGAUGGUCGAUACUUCGUGCUGGCGGAGAGGCACAAAUCAAGAGACACGAUAGGCGUCUAUGAUACAGAGCAGGAGUAUAAGCUCGUCCGCGUUAGUCCGAUCUGUCUACCUUCCACCAGGUAUGCAUUGAGUCUUGUGCAGCAUUUCCCGUCGCCGACGUCCUCACUGGCGGCGCUAGCAUUGUCUCCUAAGGGGGACCAUCUCGCCGUCUGGGAAGGUCCAACGGAGUACAAGCUGUGCGUUUUGUCGUUGACAGGAUCUGUGCUGGGCACGUUUUGCCCAGAGCCCGAUCCUGGAUUGGGGAUUCGCCGGGUUGCCUGGCACCCGAGUGGCAUGUUUCUUGCAGUCAGCGGCUGGGACGACAAGAUUCACAUCUUGGACCUCACUUGGACUGCUGCAGUGACCUUUGAACUCUUGUCCAGAGUGCCUGCUGGUGUUACUAUCUGGCGAGAACCAUCUAGGUGGCAAGAAGCAACAGAGGGACGGGGAUUCUUGUCCUACGAACGUUUGACUGGCUCUCACUCCAUCGUCGUUCAGAAACCCGAUUCCACAAAGCCCAAUCCUAAGAGCGGCACUGUGCAAAUGGAAUGGAAUGCCAGCGGGACACUUCUGCUCGUCCGCUUCGAAAGUUCGCCUACUGUUGUCCAUUUAUUCGAUUUUCCGGCGUCGGGUACUCCAAGAUUACGGUCGGUGCUUAUCCACACUAGACCCGUCGCACAUGCGCGGUGGAAUCCCGCGAGAAAGGGAAUCUGGUCUUGUGCUGUGGUAGUCGCAGUCUUUAUUCCUGGAGCGAUGAGUGGCAGGGCCAACACGGGGAGGAAGAGAUGGCAGAGUGCAUAGGGGUCCCCGCCAAGAGCUUCGAGACUCGCGAUUUGAGAUGGACUCUGGACGGAAAGGGUGUGGUACUGCUAGAUAAAGAAGUGUUCUGUUGUGCUUUCGAGGUCGACGAGCCAGAUCCAUGACACCUGACCGCUGAGCUCAUCUUCUUUACGAUCCCCCCGAUGUACUUGCGUGUGUGCUACAUUUGUCACGAUUUCGGCCCAUGUCGGCCAUCAGUCAGCCAACAUACGCGUCAAUUUCAUCUUGCUUCAUCCCUCAUCUUGCAUGCUUUCUCGGUCACUCAGGGCAGCGCGCGCUGUUCGCAGACCUAUAAGGCUCACUGCUUCAUAUUCGUCCCAGCAUCGUUCCACUCCGCCCAAGAACGAACGCACGGAGCCGAAGGAGGAGCAGGAGCAGGACUUGCCGAAAGACCUCGAGGGUUUCUUCAAGCAGCAGCGGCCUUCACCAUCAUCCAAAGGCAAUUCUUCCAAUCCAGAUUCGAAGAACCGAAACUCUCGUUCUCCCCCUCCCCCUCCUCCCCCUAAUAACAACUUCAAUUUUUCCAACACCCAGCUCGCAUGGCUAGCCAGCGCUUCUAUCGCCUACUUCAUCUAUUCGAGCUCUAACUCGUCCUCGUCCCGCGAAAUCACCUGGCAGGAAUUCCGUGCGGCAUUUUUAGAGAAAGGAUUGGUGGACAAGCUGGUCGUCGUCAAUGGGCACAAGGUCCGGGUCAAGCUCCAUUCCAAUGCGACAGGGACCAUGUACCCGACCAAUGCCAAUUUCGGCGCGGCAGACUACUUUUUCUCGAUCGGAAGCAUAGAGGCUUUCGAGCGAAGGCUGGACGAGGCCCAAGCCGAACUGGGGAUUCCGAGUCACGAACGUAUCCCGGUCGCUUACCACGACGAAAUCUCGGCGUGGCAAGCAGCCUUCGACUUCGCCCCGACUAUCCUCACGAUUGGUUUCCUUGUAUGGCUCUCGCGUCGGGGUAGCGGAAGCAGCGGUGGAGGCAUCUUCAGCAUUGGAAAAAGCCGGGCCAAGCUCUACAACAAGGACACCGACGUCAAUGUCAAGUUCAGGGACGUUGCCGGAAUGGACGAGGCCAAAGAGGAGAUCAUGGAGUUUGUCAAGUUCUUGAAGGAGCCCGCCAAGUACGAGAAAUUGGGUGCCAAGAUCCCGCGUGGCGCCAUUCUGUCUGGUCCUCCGGGAACAGGAAAAACGCUCCUCGCAAAGGCAACUGCGGGUGAGGCGUCCGUUCCGUUCCUGUCCGUCUCCGGAUCCGAGUUCGUCGAGAUGUUCGUCGGUGUCGGUUCAUCCCGUGUACGAGACCUCUUCGCCGAUGCUAAGAAACAUGCCCCUUGCAUCAUCUUCGUAGACGAAAUCGACGCUAUCGGCAAGUCUCGUUCCAAAGGUGGCAAUUUCGGUGGCAACGACGAGCGAGAGUCGACGCUGAAUCAGCUGCUUGUGGAGAUGGAUGGCUUCGGAACUCAGGAGCACGUAGUUGUUCUCGCUGGAACUAAUCGACCGGAUAUCCUCGACCCGGCACUACUGCGACCCGGUCGUUUCGACAGACAUAUCGCCAUCGACAGACCGGAUGUCUCGGGCCGUAAGGGUAUCUACAUGGUGCACCUUCGCCCCUUGCGCUUGCACGAGGCCCUCUCAGACAAGGAUGGCUUUGCGCAGAAACUUGCUGUUCUGACGCCGGGUUUCUCUGGAGCAGACAUCGCCAAUGUCUGUAACGAGGCUGCUCUGCAUGCUGCGCGGAAAGGGUCCGAGUACGUCGAGUCUGUGGACUUCGACACGGCCAUCGAACGCGUUAUCGUCGGGUUGGAGCGCAAGAGCCGUGUGCUUAGUCCUGAGGAGAAGAAGACGGUGGCCUACCAUGAGGCUGGGCACGCCGUCUGCGGAUGGUUCCUUGAGCAUGCCGACCCCUUGCUGAAGGUCAGCAUCAUCCCUCGAGGCACGGGCGCUCUCGGAUACGCGCAGUAUCUGCCUGCGGAGCGCUACCUGAUGUCGACCCCUCAGAUGACUGACCGCAUCUGCAUGACUUUGGGAGGCCGUGUUUCCGAAGAGAUCUUCUUUGGAACGGAAAACAUCACUUCCGGCGCGCAGGAUGAUUUGCAGAAGAUCACCCGCAUGGCCUUUGAAGCGUGUGCCAACUACGGCAUGAACGAAGUCAUUGGUCCAAUCAGCUACGGCGGUGCCCAUAGGUCGAACGACACAUUCACCAAGCCAUUCAGCGAGAAGACCGCUGAGAUGCUCGACGCUGAAGUGCGGAAGAUGAUAACGAUUGCUUAUGACCGAACACGGAACCUACUGACUGAACAUCGGGAGGAUGUCAUCAAGGUGGCGCAACUGCUUUUGGAGAAGGAGAACAUCACUCGCGAGGAUAUGCUCAAUUUAUUAGGCAAACGUCCCUUCGAUCGCGCUGAUGACAUGGAUAAAUGGUUGGAUGAGCAUCGCAAUGGUCAGAAGUCGGCGCCUCCUCCUCUAGAACCCAGAGAUCCAUCUGAGAUCGAGGUUGACGGCCCGGCUCCAGUCGCGGCUGCGACGAAGGUAGAUGUACUUCGGUUUUGAACUCCGUAGAUCGCUUUCGAUGCAAUCUUGUAUCAUUGUGUAUAACUAAUUAAGCCAAUCCCAUAUCGUCAGAAGUACAUGACCUGAAAGCGGCGCAUCAGACAUUUCCAACUCAUCUUUCUCUGCCAUCAUGUCCCUCGAGCCUGGAUAUGGCCACAUACAGAUCGACCUUCACGGGCAGGAAGCUGUAUUCACUAAGAUGUCCUCGACAUAUCCCCUCAAACUCUUAUCGCCACGCCUGUCCCACAUUCCCGCCGUCGGAUUGGUCUACAUGCUCAGUUACGGCGGUGGACUGGUGAGUGGAGAUCGCGUAAAUUUGCAAGUCCGGAUCGGAGCUGGCGCGCGCGGUGUGUUGCUGUCACAGG